AUGAGCCGAGACGCGUUGUCCUCGCGACGCCAGGACAGUCCUCUGACACGCAGAAGUCGAGAUCUCUCUCCACCGAGCACUAACUGUCUCGAAGUUCAAUGGCGAUUCCUGCAGCACAAGAACCCAAAGCCGCCUCAGUUCGCUUCUCCCACUCGACAGCCACUGCCACAAAUUCUGGGCAACAACAAUUCGUCUUCGAAACACUCCGAGCGCACACAGUCAAAAGCACCCCCAGGGUCUCCCUCGCGAUUGUUUCACAUGUUUGAAACGCAACAAGUGGGACGCGAGGAACCAAACACUACGCUUACUAGUCAAACUCAACAAGAUGGCACUCUCCCUGACAGCCGUGCCAGCCGGACUCUAAACGAUCUAAUGGGCGAGACCCAACGCAAAGCCAUGCUGGAUCGGAUUCUGGCCGACAUGGAAUAUCUAGCAGUUGAGCCAACGUAUUCUCGCCUCGGACAACCCGAAGACACGGGGUACGACCCCGAGCGAAGGCGACGACAACGUCGUAAACUGCAGCAACUCAAUCAGCAGGACGAAGGACCGCGAAUCUUCUGGCAGAAAUCGACUGGUGCAAAGUCUGCCGUGGACAUCCCCGAGCGGCUGCAUGGACUUGCGUUGACCCCCUCGCCACCACACCGACUGAGAUCCUCACAGCAUAUUAUACUCGGUCGCAGGUCACACACACCGCACCAGCAACGGUCACGCUCAAGUGUGAUAACUGAUCGACGACGCAGCAAAGACGACCGAUCUACGAGUCCACACCAACCUCCUAAAACUGCGUCCAGUAUGGCAAGUCGUCGACACGUAAAACUGCGUACUCCGACGCCAACGUCACCACCAGCUUCCCCUCCGAAAGUUCAUUACGGCUCUUGGUACGUUCCGCAGUCCGAAUGGUGGACGUUGCAUCAGAUCGAGCAACAAACCAUCAUCGACAAGUUCCCAGCUCUAGGUGCACCUGCAAAUUGCGACGCGGGAGAUAAUCAUUGUCAUGGCAGUCCGACGCAACGCCAACACAAGCCUCAGUUGCCAUCGGCAGCUCCCUCUCCGCGUUCUCACGCUACUGUUGCUGCUGCUCCAGGCACUGCGACUGCGAGCAACAGAGACCCGUCCACAAGCCCACACGGCGGUGCACCGCCCUCUGCACCGAGUUCGCUUGAGCUUCAAGUGGCUAGCAUUCCGCAGUCGUACAUCGGACGCGAGUAUCGCGCGUACAUCGUCAGCACGGGAUCAGCCAUGCCGCAGUAUCUGCAAUGA
Phytophthora infestans T30-4 is the source of this 1260-nucleotide messenger RNA. RefSeq lists its product as uncharacterized. The transcript is spliced from 2 exons. The record is from RefSeq and is a predicted model, not a curated record. Lineage: Eukaryota; Oomycota; Peronosporomycetes; Peronosporales; Peronosporaceae. Bases 1 to 1260 code for a protein of 419 amino acids.